Messenger RNA from Kickxella alabastrina, 2201 nucleotides. Its product is annotated as CASP C terminal-domain-containing protein. The coding region runs from base 44 to 2143 and encodes 699 amino acids. Gene Ontology annotation, cellular component: Golgi membrane. Gene Ontology annotation, biological process: intra-Golgi vesicle-mediated transport. The record is from RefSeq and is a predicted model, not a curated record. Lineage: Eukaryota; Fungi; Kickxellomycota; Kickxellomycetes; Kickxellales; Kickxellaceae. The transcript has a single exon.
UACUUUUUAUAUAUUAUUUCAUUUGUAAAAUUACUCGAUUGAAAUGGCAGCCAAAAUAGAUGACGCCAUGCUCGCCGGCGCGCUUGAGUACUGGAAGGGGGUGAAUCUCGGCACAAUGCUGCGCGAGCUGGAGACGGCCGGGCUGGCAAUUAUCGACAACCAGAAGUUGUCUCUGCAGGAGCGACGCAAGCUGGCCGAAAAGACAAAGGAAUUCCGCGCAGUGCCCGACGACCUCAAGGCGACUGAAUUCAAGCCGCUCCUGCGCGCAUACCAAAACGAAAUAGACGCUCUGACCAAGCGGAUGAAGUACGCCGAAAACAGCUUUCUCGGCGUGUUCCAGUCCCUCGGCGACGCGCCCGACCCAGCACCACUCAUUUCUGGCCUCGUGGAGGAGCGCAGGCAGGGCCGAAAGCAGAGCGAAGCCCAGGCCGAGGCUCAAAGGGCUACAGCCAAAGCGCAGGCGCUGGCAGAGGAGAAUGCGCGCCUGCGGUCGCUGGGCUCAGAGAACGAGGCGCUGCAAAAGCAGGUGCGCGCCCUGGAGAGCUCCAUCGAGGAGCGCGUCAAGGAGCAGGCGGCGCAGCGCGAGCGCGAAAUCAGGGAGCAUAACGAGGACCUUGUGCGCCAUCUCAAGGACCGUGAGGGCGACCUCCAGCGCCAACUAUCCGCUGCCAACCGCACGCUUGUGCAGCUGCAGUCCACGUAUGACUCGGAAGAGGCUGAGCGCCACUCGUCGGCCUCGGCCGACCGCGAACUUAUUGCCAAGCUGGCAGAGCUCGAUAUUAUGCAGUCGGACCUGGACCAUGCCAACGCCCGGCUUGCCGAUAUGCGGGUGCAGAACGCUAAGCUGCGCAGCGAAAUGGCCACACUCACUGGAACAGAUGCUGCCGGCAUCAGCAGCAGCGGAGGCUGUGGCGUGGCAGAGACCCUGGCCGACUACCGCCGCCGCGUGCGCGAGCUCGAGGACGAAACCAAGCGGCUGUUCGAUAAGCUUGAGCGUGCCGAGGCCGAGCUCUCCCACCAAGAGUCCAAGCUCGAAUCCGCCGUGGGAGCCGCCGAGCGCGAGUCGGCAGCCAAGGACGACGAGCUGCGCCGAUUGAGGGCAGAGCUCAGCCGCCGUGCUGACUAUGACGAGAUCCACCGCGACCUGGACAUCAUGAAGUCAGUCGAGUUUUCAGUCUCCGACUGGGGUCUGGACGACACAUCAGCGGCGGCGGCGGCGGCAGGUGCCGAGGAAGAGUCGUUGGAGAAGCUUUUGGUGCGGCGCAACAAGUCGCUCGAAAACAAGCUGACUGACUCGCGCAACCGCCUGGAUCGCUGCCAGGCUGAUGUCCGCGAGUUGAACGAGAGAUGCCGGGGCUUGGAACGCAGCCUGGCCGAGAAGACUGCGCUGGCAGAGCGGCUGGAGGCCGACCUCCUUGCUGUCCAGCCGCUGGCAGAUAUCCAGGGCGACAACGCCAGCGCGUCAAAAUCCUUCGACGCAUUUUCUGAGGCUACAGAGGCGCAAGCCCAGGCGCAGGCAGAACCGGCGGCUGCAGGCAACAGCGGGCUUUUGGACAUUAUCACAGGGCAGCGCGACCGGUUCCGGCAGCGCAACGUCGAGCUGGAAGACGAGCUGCGCGAGCAAGGCACGUCCGUAGCAGACAUGCGGCGCCAAGUCGAUCAGAUGAAGCAAGACAACCUGCGUCUGUACGAGGAGAUCAAGUACCUGCGCAGCUACACGUCCACCAUGGCAUCCUCAUCGACCCUGACGCCCACCACAAUGAUGCACCUUGAUGCGCGCACACCCAUGCCCAGCAAAUUCAGUGCCUCCGGGCCCCCCUCUGCAAACAACCCGCGUGUCCAAAUCGACAUGGACACGGGCGUGGCAGCCAAGUAUAAGGGCAUGUAUGAGGAAUCGCUCAAUCCGUUUAAUGUUUUCCAUAGGAGAGAGACAUCGAGGAGAGUGCGGUCGAUGGGAGUGCUGGAUCGUUUGGUGUACUUGUUUUCGCAUUUCGUUAUGGGAAAUCGCCGCGCCCGCCUGGUUCUGGUUGUCUACGUUGCUGUGCUUCAUUUGCUGGUGUUUGUCACGCUGUAUCGUUCAAUGCUGAUCGCUGAUGAGUCCUCUCAUGAGCGCGUACUGCCGCUCCCGCCGGUUGGAAAUUAGCGCUCCUUAUAUGUAAUGUUUUCCUUUGAUAUAUGAAUGAUGUGAGUGAUAUGAGUGA